CAAAUAUCACGCGCGCGUAUAGUCGAAAGGAAAAUUGCGAGUUUUCAAGCCUGUAACAAAUUUUACUUCUGAGGCAGUGAACCCGUAAAAGUUACAAGUGUUGAGACUGUUAUGAUAAGUGGGAAGAAUUAAAAAAAAAGAUCCGUCGCGUUAAAUGCACUCGCAUCUUUUAGUUUUUUUGACGUAUAUUCGAAGCUUAUUUGUGGUUUUAAUUUUUAAUGGCGAUAGUACAAUAUUAGGAAAUAGAGAGCAGAGAGUAAGAUGCAGACAAUAAAGUGUGUUGUGGUUGGAGAUGGAGCUGUAGGAAAGACUUGUCUUCUGAUUUCAUAUACGACAAAUAAAUUUCCUUCAGAAUAUGUGCCUACUGUUUUCGACAACUAUGCUGUAACGGUAAUGAUAGGCGGUGAUCCAUAUACGUUAGGAUUAUUUGAUACCGCUGGCCAGGAGGAUUAUGAUAGACUUAGACCUUUAAGUUAUCCGCAAACAGAUGUAUUUCUGGUCUGUUUCUCAGUUGUUUCACCGUCGUCAUUUGAAAAUGUUAAAGAGAAGUGGGUUCCAGAAAUAACUCAUCAUUGUCAAAGGACUCCGUUUCUUCUAGUUGGUACUCAGAUUGAUUUACGAGACGAUGUUGCUACUAUAGAGAAGCUUGCAAAAAAUAAGCAGAAACCUAUUUCAGCAGAACAAGGAGAGAAACUUGCAAAAGAGCUCAAAGCUGUGAAAUACGUAGAAUGUAGCGCUUUGACACAGGUUUAAAAAAUGUAUUCGACGAAGCUAUAUUGGCAGCAUUGGAGCCUCCAGAACCAGUGAAGAAAAGAAGAUGUAUGCUUUUGUAAAGCAUUUUACUGAUUUUGCAAUACAGUGUCCCUGACUAUGAAGUAACAACAUUAAAAUGUAUCAGGUGAUUAUCUCCUCUGUAGUAGAUUAACGAUAGGAGGAAAUCGCGUCUAUACGAAUGUUAAGACGUAAAAAGAAGUAUUCAUUGGAGGGGCGUAUUAGAAGCCGCUUAUAUGAGCGCGACAACUGCGGUUUGCCUAUGCGUUUCCUACAUUUGACUAUUUUCAUCUGUGUAUACAUUCCAUAAAAUAAUCUUAUAUCUUGGCCUUAUUUGUUUUUCUUUUUUUUCUUUUUUUUUUUAAAUAAGAUUAACAAUGUUAACGUCGACAAGAUCGGAUAAUCCUUGUUGAAAUGCAUAGCACAAAGAAUAUAUUUUCUUUUCUUUUUUGCUUUUUACUUUGAAAAAAGUAUAUCUGCACAUUGAACAUCCUCGAUUUUUGAGAAAAAGUUGAAUAAAAAUCAUUAACGAAUAUAGAUAUGCCAAUCUUUGUUUUAUCUUACGAUUAACAAAUUGGUGCUAUCAAGUUGAUAUAUUGAUAAAAAGUGCAAAGGAUUACACAAAGUCAGAAUUUUUUAAAUUUAUCAUAAAAUUCAUCAUGGUAUCAUUCAUUUGAUAAUAUUUUCAAAUUCAAUGGUUUGUUUUUUAAAGAUGAACGCCGGUAUUUAAAGUUUUAUAAAGAGUCUGUAAGAUAUCUGUUGGCAUAGUAAUGAGGGAAUCGUAGCGAAUCGUAGCAUCGACGAUCUCUUUGGACAAUCGUCAAAAAGUUUAAAGAACGAGUCGAUUCGGUCUUGCGUCGGAAGAAGAAAGGAAACGCUAAGAGACGCUUCGAUUCUCUUGCAUAUAAGUACGUUAUUAAAAUAUAUAUCUGCCGACGUAUUAAAAAAACAAUAUGCAAGCAAACGAUAAUAUCAGAAAAUUGUUCUAGACGUUUCGCGUAUGGCAGCUAAGUUCGGUCGCCAAACUUCUCCAACUCUUGGACAAUUUAAUUACAUUUGAGCGAUGCGAACAUAUUUUUUAGUAUACUACAGAUUAUCGUUAUGUGUUAUCAUAUAAAUAAGCGACGACAGAAAAUUUACAGUACUCUUACCUUAUAAGAUUAAUGAUAUUUUAUCGAUCAAAUGUAUGAACUGUGCACAUGUCUAAGAUAUUAGCGAACUGUGUAUAGUUUUUACUAUAAACCAUUCAUCUUUUUCCAUCGUUUUUCAAUUUUAUGUACUGCGUACAUCGACGCAUCACGCGUCGUUACUUUAGACGGAGAUACACACGAUCGGUUAUCGUUGAAGGACAUGGUACGUUAUUACUCCUAUUCGAAGGACUAUCAACUAUCUUAUUAAAAUCGUGCGGUAAGUCACGGUAGACACACGUUAAGUUAAUAAUUCUUAAAACAAGUAUUACAUGAAAAAUCUUUUAAUGACUUUUACACUAUGAAUCCAGUUGGAGAUAAUUGCAUUUAUUAGCACUGUACUGUGUCGGAAUAUGUAGACACAUUCGUAUUAAAAGAAAAAAGAAAAGAAAAAAAAACUAUUCGCAUAAAUAUAUUUAUACCAUGUAA
Molecule: messenger RNA, 2387 nt
Organism: Vespula pensylvanica (western yellowjacket)
Lineage: Eukaryota; Metazoa; Arthropoda; Insecta; Hymenoptera; Vespidae
Product: cdc42 homolog
Exons: 5
Coding region: 262-753 (163 amino acids)
Biological process (GO): small GTPase-mediated signal transduction
Molecular function (GO): GTP binding; GTPase activity
Source: RefSeq, a predicted model, not a curated record